Molecule: messenger RNA, 3837 nt
Organism: Parnassius mnemosyne (clouded apollo)
Lineage: Eukaryota; Metazoa; Arthropoda; Insecta; Lepidoptera; Papilionidae
Source: the annotation of a GenBank genome assembly
AUGAGUUCUCUCUUAUCUGCCGAACUUUCUGCUACCUGCAAUGCAUUGGGAACUUUCAACAAGAAAACAGGAAAGUAUAUGAUAGAUGAAUUUACACUUAACACAGUUAAAGAUUUGAUAAGAUAUUUAAGACGUGAUGGGGAAGAUCACGAAAUACGAAGGCAUUUUGGACAAACGAAAGUGCUACAAACUGAUCUGUUGCCCAUGAUUAUUGAUCAUUGGGAAAAUACCGAACUUUUCGAUGUUACACUGAGAUUAAUUGUAAACCUAACCAAUCCAGCUCUACUGUUGUAUAGAGAGGAAGUACCAAUUGAACGAACAGCAAGACAUAAUUAUCUGCAAAUAUUAAGCCACUUGCAAUAUUAUAAGGAAGAAGCAUUUACUAAAGUUGAAACUUGGCAAGUGUUUGCUAAGAAAUUAGCAAAAAUACUAGAAAUUGAUUGGACAGAGAGAGAUGAAGAUACAGGACUCAUUAUUGAAAGGAUCUUAAUUCUUAUUAGAAAUGUAUUACAUGUUCCUGCUGAUCUUGAUAAAGAAAGGAGACCUGAAAAUGACGCUAGUGUCCAUGAUCAGGUACUAUGGGCAUUGAAUCAAUCAGGAAUUUUGGACAUAAUUCUUUAUAUGUCAUCAGAAAAUGAAAAGCAGUACUUUAUGCACAUUAUUGAAAUAAUUUCACACUUGUUGAGAGAACAAAAUCCUACUAGCUUAGCUCAUGCAGCUUUGCAAAGGAGCAUUGAUGAAAAACUUAGAGAUGAACAAGAACUUUUAACUAUAAGGAUGACAGAAACAAAAGAAAGAUUAAAUAAGAUUAAACAGUAUUCUGCUUCUAGGCAUUCUCGAUUUGGAGGCACAUAUGUUGUGCAGAAUAUGAAAUCUAUAUCUGACAAUGAAUUAAUUUGUUUGAAGCCUCUAAACAAAAUAUCCAAUUUAGACUUUAGUGGAAGUAAGAAAUCUAAAUUUGUUAAACCUAAGAACAGAAGGCCAGUAGAAAGUGGAGUGUUAGAAAGACGGUCAGCCUUUGCAGUGCGGCUAUUUUUAAAAGAGUUUUGCAUAGAGUUCCUAAACAGCUCUUAUAACUCACUAAUGCACUACGUUAAGGAUGUGUUAGUGCGAUCCAAGGGGCAGCAAAAUGACGAGUCAUAUUAUUUGUGGUCAUUAAAGUUCUUCAUGGAGUUCAACCGAGGAUACAAUUUUCAAGUUGGAUUAGUGAGUGAAACAAUGUCUGUCCCGAUGUUUCAUUACGUUCAGCAACAAAUGGAGAAAUAUUACGACAUGAUUAAAGUAGAGAAAAAGAAAUACUCCACAUGGGUCCGUCGGUUACAUCUCGCCCUAAGAGCGUAUAAGGAGUUACUGUAUACUCUAUUAGCCAUGGAUAAAAGCACCGAUCCUACGGUAAAGGAAUCUGCUAAAGUGUUAAAGAGCAACAUUUUCUACGUACUGGAAUACCGAGAGUUUAUUUUAACGACAUUCCUUAACUACGACGAUAAUAAAAUGCCAAGGUCGUAUUUAGUGGACCUAAUGGAAACUGUUCAUCUGUUCCUUAAAAUGUUGGAGUACUAUUGCAAGAAGACAGGCUUGGUUGUUCAAAAGAAAGUUCGGAAAAAGUCGAAGGCGAAAAGGCCGAAAAAGCGUCCCCAGAAGACAAAGAGCGUUCCCGUAGAAAUACCUGCGUGGGAGGAGUUGCGGCCUCAGGUGGCGUGCGUACUUAGCGCAGGAUUGGAACAGUAUCCACCGCCCUUUGACGCCGCUUCCGAAGUUCCGAUAGAUCAACAGAAAGAGGAUUGUAUGAAAAAAAUCCAGAAGUUAAUGCGUGAAAGCCAAUUUGAGGACGCAGUGGGAACUUUUAGAGCUGCCAGAGAGGUGUGGCCAGAAGAAGGUAUAUUCGGCGUAAUCGGCAUCGCUGAGGAUGAGGAGCUUGAUAUGCUGCAAACUAUUUACAGUACAGAUUUAGGCGUCGAAAUAAAUGAUGUAGUUGAAAAUGAAGAUGAAUCACAGGACGAUUUAGACAACGAAGAAGAAGAUGAGGAGGAAGCUGAACAUACAACAGCUGUGGUUGAAACCGACUUCGAUUUUAAGGACUUUGUGCAAAGGUUUUGUCAUCCUCGAGUAGUAAGUGCGUGUGUGUCACUUCUGGAGCGCUAUGAGCGCAACUCUGCCCACAUCAAUCAUUGCAUACUGAAAAUGCUGCAUCGCAUCGCCUGGGACUGCUCGCGUCCCUCCAUGAUGUUCCAAGCCACUUUGUUCCUGACUUUCCAGAGGAUACUCCAUAAUCCGAUGCCGCAUUUCAAGGAGUUGGAAAAGUUUGCGCUGUUCAUCUUUCGAAAGUUCGCUCAGAUCGCGUCGAAAAAUCCCAAAGUGUUUAUCGAGCUUUUGUUCUGGAAGUCAUCGAAGGACUCCAUCGAAAUAGAACACGGCUACGACCUCUACAGCGACCAAAAAGACAAGUUGGGCAAAGGCGUUUGGACUGAAGAGCAAGAAGAAGAACUACGAAAGCUAUUUAUGGAGAAUCAAACAAAUCCUACUACGGAAAAAGACGUAAUUGACUGGAUUCUGGAGAACUUAAUUGAUCAAACCAGAACCAGGCGCGGCGUUAUCAAGAAGCUGAAGGAGCUCGGUUUGAUAUUUAAGGCACCAACGAAGCGAAGUAACAAGGAAAGGCUCAAAGAACGAGUACCCAAGGAGUUCUCUGAAGAAGAGGAUGCUUUGCUCACGGAUCUGUGGAAACAGUAUGGCGAUUCACCAGAUCCUUUGGGAUUAAUAAUACCACGAAUGCCCCGAAAACGUCCAAGGCGCAGUUAUGUUGAGAGACUUUUGGAGUUAGAUCUCAUACAGGACAAAAAGCAAUGCAGGAAACGGAAACAAAAGCAGACGAAGAGUAAGGGCACCGGCGACGAUAAAGAUACGUCCGACGAUGGCACUUCAUCAGAUUCUGAAUCUUCAGAUCAAAGUGAUUCUGACAGCAAUGUCAAAGUACGAUCACCUCUUAAAAUUAAAAAACCUGUCAAGAAGGCAGAGAAGAAGAAACCCGAGGCACGUGCUAAUAAAAGGCCGACGAAAAAUUUCGAACUUAGUGCUAAUAAAAUUGCUGCGUUGUUAGUCCAAUCAGUUGAUAGUGGUUUUGCCGAAGCUUUAAGAUGGCUAGCAGAGAAUCUCGAAGAGGUGGCGUUAGACCAAGAAGCGGAAGGGUACGACCCCACAGCGGAAGGAACUCCCCUGGUGCCGAUAGGCGAUGAUUCCGUGCAGGCCAUGGAGAAUGAAUUGUUUCAAAAAGUUUUAAAAGGAGUCGGGAUAUUGCCACCUGCUGAUGAACAGGAGACAUACUGGAGAAUACCUAGUCAACUUCAUCACGAAACAUUAAGAAAAAGACGAGAAAUAAUAGUCAAAGCAGUUAACAAAGAACUUAUAAUUGAUGAGAUAGUAAACACCGCAGUAACUGAGGACAAAACGGAAAAUAAACAAACUAAUAACGAAUCAAGCGAUGACGAAGAUUUGUUCGAUAGUUUACGUAAAUUGCGUGAUAAUAACUUAGAAACAAAUAUAACUAAAAGUGGAAAUAAUAAUAAAGCAAGCGGUCGCAAACGCAGUCGUAGCUGUGAUGAAGAAAAUACUAGCAGAAAGAUGCAGAAGAUAGACGAGGUUGAUGAACAGAACAGUGAUGAAGAUAUUUUGUCCUUCGCUAAGAAGACGCUUCAACGCGACGAGCCUGACACAGAAGAUAUUCUAAGUAACAUACCUAAACAUGAUACUGACGACAGUGAAAAUGAGCUGAACGAAGAAAUAGUUUUGCCGGCGAAAAGGAAGAAGACUAGGGUGAUUAUUGAUGAUGACUCUGAUUAA